This is a messenger RNA of Zophobas morio, 1627 nucleotides long. Its product is annotated as hyaluronidase-like. The record is from RefSeq and is a predicted model, not a curated record. Bases 524 to 1594 code for a protein of 356 amino acids. Gene Ontology annotation, biological process: carbohydrate metabolic process; defense response; hyaluronan catabolic process. The transcript is spliced from 6 exons. Gene Ontology annotation, molecular function: hyalurononglucosaminidase activity. NCBI's taxonomy places the organism in Eukaryota, Metazoa, Arthropoda, Insecta, Coleoptera, Tenebrionidae.
GUCAGUUUAAGGUUACGUCAAAGUCAUUAGCAAUUUUAAAUUAAUUAAGGUAAUGGGGCUAAGAGUAUCGCUGCGGAAAGAUAAAGAAUGGUGUGAUUUGCAUUCCUGCCAGUGGCGUAGCAGAGCCCCCACAGGUGAAAAUUCGAAAAAUAGAAAAUCAUAGUGUGCUGUAAAAAAUGUAAUCAGCUCGGGCGCGAUAAACUAUUGCUCUUGAACUGGUUUCAUGACAUUGGUUAGAAUGUUUAUGGUUUCUUAUUAUGUCGUUCAAUAAAAGGUCCGCUAUAAAAAGAGAAAAGUAGGAAAAAAUAUUCAGUGGAAUUUCCGUUUUGGCGAAAUUUUGUAAAUUUUGCGCCACUGGUGUAGAAUGUGUGUAAAAUAUGUACAUAUUCAUUGUUUCCCAUAUUUAAAUUAGAAGUUUCCGCAGGAACUUCGUGAUAUUGUUUUGGAGACGUACCAUAUUUCAUUUCAAAUAAACAAAUUAGUCCGCUUUUACCAGCUUGAAUGUUCACUCAAAGAAUCCGUCAUGUCAACGAUUUUCGUUGUGUUUGUACUGCUGAGGUUGCUCCUUGCGACUAUGGAACUUGGAACUAACAGUAACUAUAAGAAAACUCCACUACGCACGAAAAAAAUCAACUACUACUGGAACGUCCCAACAUUCCAGUGCGAUUCCCACAAACUUAACUUCACAGGUCUUGCCGAAAAAUACGGAAUAAUCCAGAACGCAAAUGACAGAUUUCGAGGCGACGAAAUCGUGAUUUUGUAUGACCCAGGCAGCUUUCCUGCACUAUUGAAAGACAACACUCAGAUAAUUAAGCGCAACGGCGGUGUGCCCCAAGAGGGUAAUUUAACCCUCCAUUUAACUCUCUUUGAAGAACUGGUUGAAGAACUUAUCACCGAAGACUUCUCCGGCUUGGGGAUUAUCGACUUUGAAAGUUGGCGCCCGAUUUUUAGACAAAAUUUCGGAACGCUGGCACCUUACAAAGAUCUUUCGAUCGAGAUCGAGCAGCAGAAUCAUCCAUUUUGGCCGAGUUUUCUUAUAGAGAAAGAAGCAAGAAGAAGAUUUGAAUUCCACGCAGAGAAAUUUAUGGAAGAGACGCUUUUUUUGGCGAAAAAGUUAAGGGAGAAUGCAACUUGGGGCUACUACGCUUAUCCAUACUGUUUCAAUAUGGCGCCCAAUAAUAUGAAAAUGGCGUGUCCGAAUGAUGUUCAAAAAGAGAAUGACAGGAUUGACUGGCUAUUUCGCCUCAGCGACAACUUUUACCCUUCUAUCUAUUUCGACCAACGUCUUAACGCCAAAGAGAAAAUGCAGAUGAUAGAAGGACGUGUAAAUGAGGCUCACCGGAUUGCUAGUUCUGUUAAGACAAAAACACAUAUUCCCAAGGUAAUUCCGUAUUUUUGGUACAAGUACCAUGGAGGAAAACAAUUUCUUACAAAGGAGGAUCUCUUCAACACAUUUUUGACCAUAUCUGCUACGGAAGUCGAUGGUUUAGUGAUAUGGGGCAGUAGUAAUGACGUCAACACGAAGAACAAGUGUUUGGCUUUAUAUGAAUAUGUUGAUAAUGUUCUGGGUCCAAGUCUAGUCAAUAAUUUCUGAUUUAUGCAAAUAUAGUUUAAUCAUUCAACUGUU